Molecule: messenger RNA, 423 nt
Organism: Monoraphidium neglectum
Lineage: Eukaryota; Viridiplantae; Chlorophyta; Chlorophyceae; Sphaeropleales; Selenastraceae
Exons: 1
Coding region: 1-423 (140 amino acids)
Source: RefSeq, a predicted model, not a curated record
AUGAGCUGGAAGCAGGCCUGGCGCGACAUGUGCCUCCGUCGGUCAGUCACAUGGCCCGAUGAGCACUGGUCUGGGCCCCAGAACAUCGACGCCCUCGUCGCGGACUGCAACACCCACGCCGGGCUGAACCAGAUCUCGUUCCAGCCAGACCAGGACCAGUCCGAGCGCCCCAACCUCACGCUGCACCCCCGGACGUCUUCCAUCAUGUUCCGCAUCGUGUGGCGCAACCCCGACCCGGCCUCCAGGGAGGCCUUCUGCCUGACCGACCGCGGCGGCGAGGCGGCGCGGUUCGAGGAGUGCAGGGAGGGGCGCUUCUCCCUCCCCUACCCGCGCGACGACGAGCCACCCUACGAGGUGUUCACCGACCCGGCGCAGCUCUGGACGAUCCCGCGCCCGUUCGCGGGCGUCGAGACGAGCGGCUGA